AUGGCCAUCGGAACAGUAUUCGAAGACGAUGACUUGUCUAAACAUGUUAAUAUUGAUUCUUGUGAGAGAGACGUCAGAACACCACAAUCUGCUACAGUGAAUACCAAGAGUCUAGAUGGUAUUUCAGGUGCCUUGGAACGAUUGAACCAGCUCGGGACUGCCAUUCGACAGUCUUCAGUAACUAAUCAGAUUUUCAAGGCGCGAGAGUUUGCCGCGGAGUUUGAUAUGACUUCCUUUGAGCAAUUAGCGAAUGCAUUAGUACAAAAACUUUUCCCGGACGCCACCAAUGGUCUCAUCGAGCUGCUCACGCGAUCCAUGGCAGAGUCAUACGCCCUAUUUCUUCAUCGCAAAAGCCGUCAGAAGCGACUACAAAUUACUCGACAUGUCCCGCGGUCCCAAAAACCUCUAAUGCGCAUUCCAGAUGAGACUACAGGUACCCCCGACGGCUCAGCAAUCAUGGAAGUCGAUUUGAAAGCACUUCGUGUUGGCGACGGUUUGAAUAAUAGAAUAGCCCAAGCUCCUCUGUCUCUGCCUGUUCAUAGUGUUCCAGAAUCCGAGCCCACAUCUGUGGACAGUAAGGAGUUACAUAAACGACUACGAACAUUGAUGAGUCCCACGGAAAAUACAAAACCAGUUUCGAUUUUGGUAAAUCAGGCAGAGUAUCCUCGCCCAUCCAAAACAAGCAUUAUCUGUGAGUGGUGUUUUGGCCCUCUUACAACAGAUUUUCGCGAUGAUAAACCGAAGUGGCAGUGA
Messenger RNA from Penicillium angulare, 753 nucleotides. RefSeq lists its product as uncharacterized. The coding region runs from base 1 to 753 and encodes 250 amino acids. The transcript has a single exon. The record is from RefSeq and is a predicted model, not a curated record. Lineage: Eukaryota; Fungi; Ascomycota; Eurotiomycetes; Eurotiales; Aspergillaceae.